AUGUCGCCUAAAAGAAAAUGGGAAAAUUUCCCUGGCAGAAACAAGUUUUAUUUGAACGGGAGAGUUAUUAUGGCCAAGGCUAAUGGAGUGUGUAUAUUUACUGCUGUUUUAAUACUGUCUACGAGUGCUUUAUUCUUCGCGUUUGAGUAAGUAAACCUCGUGCAUUUUGUUUUAAUCGACAUCAGCAGUGCUUUUAUUUUCUGUUUACGGGAAGGUGUUUAAUAGUUAUGUUUUUAUUGUGUUGAUAAUGUGAAAUGAAAUUGACUGUGUUUCAUUUUAAAUAUAAAUUUUUGUGUAUAUAUACUUUCCUUUAAAUUAAUGAGUGAAAUUUGAGAUUUUUUUUUGCGAAUACUAUCCAUAAAUGUGCCCAAGUGAUGUUAGGAAACUUACAGUACUAGCAGACUAAAGUUUUGACAGUUUAUAUUCAUAAAAAAUGAAGGAAAUUUGAUCAGAUUUCACUGUAUCCAGCAAUAGUGGGUAGGGCUCAUAUCUUGCCUCAUUAAUAUGCAAAAUUGUUUGUUGAAGGUUUUUUCCAAUUUUAAAUUAAACGAAUUACAUAUAAACAACACUUUGACAAUAAGCUGCCCUGGUUGAUGUCUAAACUACCUGAAAAGAUUAAAAACACUUUGAUGUUUGACACAAACCAGACAGGUUAUUGUAGAAGGCUACUCAUCUUGCAGGGGCUGCCGGCCGGUUGUACAAAGGCCGGAUAGUGCUAUCCACCUAAAGUUUAGGUUGCUCCAGUCAACAAACAAUUUUAGAAAGGUUGCAAAAGUUGCUAUUCGGUAGAUAUGAAUAACGUGGUUUCUUGCACUUCACUUGGUGGAAUUAAUAUUAGAAUGUUAGGGUUUGUGAUCCAAGUGGUUAUAUACAUUUUAAGACCUGACCAGGAACGACUGCGAAAAAUGCAGCACAAGGACCGAAAUCGCAGGGCUGUAGGUUCAAUUCAUACCAGAGGACCUUGUGCUGCAUUUUUCGCAGUCGUUCCUGGUCAGGUAUUAAAAUGUAUAUGGUCAAUUUCACAUGAGACAUUGAAAAUGGCAAAAUUGCAAAAUGCAACAUUAUGUGGUGCUAACCACAUGUUUCCAUAGUUAACACAUUGGAUUAUCAUAAAUCAAAACGAUUUUUGAAUUUUGGCCCAUGCCCACUCUGCGGCAAAUCGUCGAAUCUGCACUUGUUUGUUGCUAUUGUUCUGUGGAUAAAGUGUGUUUAUUUAAAAUAAUUAUAACUCAGUCACUUUAACUUUGAAAUAAGUUAUAUUUCUUAACAAACACAGUCUAAGGUUCACAUAUCAUGAUGACAAUGUUAGAUCAGACAAUAUCCAGUGUUGCUGUGAUUUAUGGUGCAUCGAAGUUUGGGUAAGAGAAAUGUAAUGUCCGCAACAAAAAAACAAUUCAAUUUAUUUUUCAGCCAAACGUCUAGCUCUUUUGACAUUAUAUUUGUGCUGCUUUUUUAAAAUGGUAUUACAUUAUUUUAGACUGGAAAAAGACAAUAAAAAGUAUUAACAUGUCUUGAAUAAUGUGUUGCGGACAUUACGUUGCAGACAUUACAUUUUUGAAAUUGGAGAAUUAGAUGCUUAUGUAAUUGUCUUGCUUGAAUUCUAUAGUUAUUUUAAGCUUGAUGACUUAAAAAUAGAACAUUAAAAGGACUAUGGGACCCUUACUUUUAACUAUAAUCACUCCGUGCUGUAUACACAAUCACAGUGACACAAUUCAUCAUGGAAAGUUUCCAAGUUACAUAUAAUGCCACAACCGUAUACUGCCGUUGUAUCAUCAGUUUUGUAAGGCAUAUGUUGUUAAGAGCAAAAUCAUGUUUUAAUUCAUGUUUGUUUUGAUCAUCUUCCACUAAACCCAGGGGUGUUAAUUAUCCCCACCAAAUAUAGUAAAUGCAAAACUGUCAAAUAGAAUGGUCUGCAAACAUGACACUUUAUUUGCUGCACAACCCGAGUCAUUGCCUGAGUCUAUGCGCAACAAAUAUUGCACUUUUGAAAGAUAUUAUUGUCAACAGAAGAUUAUAUACUGUAAUAUAUGUGACCAUGAUUUCAUCCCAGGAUUUAUGGUGGUAUACACAUGGGCAUACAGGAAGGAAAAAAUUAGGGGGGAGGAAAGAAAUUUGCCUGACUUUUUCAGAUUGUGCCCGCGUUGUUAAAAAAAUUUCCGGAGAAACUUUCCAAAAUUGUUGUCGAUGGGGGGGGGACUAGUGAUUACGAAGAAUUCCUAUUAGAUAGAUAGCAUAUUUCCCACAAAAUUGACAGAAUUCCCCACAAAAUUGACAGAAUUUGUCCCAUUUAUUUUUAUAAUAAGCCAAUAUUGCCCAAGUGUGAAGCGAAUAUUGCCCGACUGGCUUUGUUUGCCCAACAAACUGGGGGGGUCCGCAACAGUACUUUGACUUUUUAUUGCAAGAAUUGAUUACGAGGGAAUUUUGUUUUAUUUUAUGAAAUCUUAAGAGGUCCCCUUAAGGUUUUCUAUGACAAAGUUCCCAGAUCUGAAACUGUUGCAAACAGGAAACAGAGCAUGUUUUGUAUUAAUUGUUUUUCUGUGAAUGUAAUGUCCGCAACGUGAAAUUGCCCAUAUAACCACUUGGAUUACAAACCCUAACAUUCUAAUAUCCGGUAGAUAUAGGGGUUGAAAAAGUUGCUAUCCAGACUUUGUACGACCUCAGGCCAGGAAUUUCCCGAAAACUCUACAUACUAGAUGUCAAAGAUGCCAUAGAGCGCAGUGGCUCUCUACAGCAAUUUUUGCCAAUUUUGCUUUUGUGUAAUAUUUCAUGUGCACUAUGGGUGACAGGUUGUGGUAGAAAUUGCUGUAGUUGUCCACAGUGAUCCACAGCAUUUUUUUCUCAAAGAAUGGCAAUUGUCAUACUGUGCCGAGUUAAAAUUCCAGACCUGCAUUGUGCUCCCAUGUUUGAGAUUUCUUUUUCAAAUAGUUCAGACACAAACCACGGCAGCUUAUUGCAGAAUACUACCGUCACUGAACCCCCGCAUGUGAGAUAUCUUUUAGAUAGUUCAGUCUAUAUGAACAGAUCUUGAAAACUUGUUUAAUUUAUUUUGUAGUUGUCCAUAUUUAUAUGACCAUGUAUCUCCUGUUGUCCCUUUCAUCGCAAUAUGGUUCUUUUUAUUUUCACUUGGUGCUCUUGCAAGAGCUGCAUUUAUUGAUCCUGGGAUUGUCCCAAGAGCAAGUCUUGAUGAAGCUGCUUAUAUUGAAAAACACAUUGGUAAAUAUUUAUGAUGUUGCACAGUAGUUACUGUUGAGGGGAAAUUUAUAUACAUUUAUUAGACCUAACCAGGAACAGCUGCGAAAAACAGGCCUUAAAAUAUCGGUCGGUCACGGAAAUUGUCCGACCCAUUCGUGAAAUUGUCCAACGUAGAGAGGAAACCACCGGACAUUCUGUCCGACCUAAGUGAAACUGAGGUUUAUUGUUUGUCCGACCCGAGUGAAUUGGUGUCCAACCGAAAUGUAGCUUUGUCCAUCGUAAAUCAAAAUGUACCCUAGCCCAGGACUAGAGGCUUGUAUAUUAAAUGGAAAACCAGAGUACUAUUGUAUAGAAGGUGAACUGGAAAUGUUGUUUUAGCGUAGUCGAGCGUGGGGUGGCGAGCGAAAUAAUGAAGUGGAAAACGGGCUUAAGUUGUCGAAGUCUUUUUUUAAUACUGCUGUUCUGGAAAGCAAGUUAAUUUUGGCUUGGAAAUAAGUAUGAAAGAAACGAAUUAUUUAAUAUCUUUACAACAUUUACCGUACAGAUUUAAUACAUUGUGCUGAUAUUCAUUUGACGUGUCAUUCAGACUUAUUCGAAGUCAAAACUGAACUGAAGGUCAUCGGACAUAUGUCCGACCCAAACUCAACGUCAUCGGACAUUUUGUCAGACGGCCCUGUAAAAGAUAUUUUAAGGCCUGGAAAAAUGCAACUUUUUAGGUCCCUCGCAGGAAUCGAACCUGUAGCUGUGCAAUUCCAGUGCAGCGCUCUAACUAACUGAACUUCAGAGGCCAGUUGUCGAGCUCUAACCACAAGUUCAUGUAUGUAUACUAGGGUAUUGCCAUGCAUAGGUUAUGGCAGGGGUGGCAAUUUUUUUUUUCUUUCUGGGAACCUGGGUCGAAGGCUAGAAAUUUUCUGUAUAAAUUGCAAUGUUACAAUUACAAAAAUAAGAAAACAAAUGCAUAAUUAUUGUAUUAUUUGUACUUUAGUAAUCGUAUGCUCGUACAUCGCAAUAGUUGUCUGUUAUGUACCGUCAGUUAUGAGUUAUGACCAACUAGUAAGGAUCUAACGCUUAACUAAGUGUCCUAUCGUCUUAUUUAUUCCAUCACUUUUAUUUGUUUACUAUUUAAUUUGCAUUUUAUUGGAGACUUUGCAGAGCAUAUAUUCACCAUUUUACCUCAUUGUGAUGGCACGGGUGGGUAAAAGAAUUAAUUUCUGUCAAAUAUUUAAAAGGUUGCUAAUGUUAGCGUGUACAGUGUAAAUAAAGUAGAAUAGUUGUAACUUGUAAGUUGAGUAAACAGAGUUAUCUCAAAAUGUUGAAAUAUUUUCUGGAAAAUUUUCUGCAAACUCUCAACUCAAAAAAAAUUUCUGGGAACUAGAUUCCCAGGUUCCGAUACUUUUUCCACCCCUGGGUUAUGGGUAAGGAUUAAUAGUUUGGUUUUAGUUUUACUAAUAUAUAUAAAUACUUGUGUUUAAAUUCUAGCUCUAGAAACGAGUCAAUCCCAAGGGUUUCGACCUCCGGCGAGGACGCGAGAUAUAACAGUGAAUGGACAAUCUGUCAAACUAAAGUAUUGCUUUACGUGUAAGAUAUUCCGGCCACCACGGGCUUCUCACUGUAGUAUGUGUGAUAAUUGUGUAGGUAAGUCUUGGUCAGUUAUUUAAGUUUGUAUUGAUCAUGUGUAUUUACUAAUUGUACAUAUGAAUAUUUUAUUUUAGAUCGAUUUGACCACCACUGUCCUUGGGUAGGUUUUUACUCCUAACUUUGAUAUAUACAAUCAUCUCAUUUUAUUAUGAGUAUUUUAUAUUUUGGUGUUUUGUUUUGUAGGUUGGUAACUGUGUUGGCCAAAGAAAUUAUAGAUAUUUCUACUUGUUCUUAGUUUCUUUAUCAAUUUAUUGUGUUUAUAUAUUUGCAUUUGUCAUCCUACACUUAGUCUUGUGUAAGUAACUGUUUUCUAAAAUUUUUCUUUCGAAUUAUCGUUUGGUAGUUGUGUUCUAAUUGUUGUUUGUUGUGUUCUUGUUGUUUAUUGUUUUCUAAUUCUUUCUGUAGUAUCUGAGGACAAAGGCAGUUUUGUUGAUGCAGUCAAAGAGUCUCCAGCUAGAUAUCCUUUCAGUCCAUUUAAUUACAGUUAAUUUCACAAAACUUUGGCUGCGCCAGUUGCGAGGUUGGUUGGGAAUUUGGGAACUAUAAACACGAGAUCAUCAAGUUGAUUGGAAACCGGCCAAUCAAAUUUGGAAGUUUUGCAUCAAAUUAUUGAAAUUCGUUAUGAAAUUCCGAACCAAGUUCGCAAGCAAGUUCGCAAAUUGCAAACGAUUUUGACGGUAAAUUUUAAAAACUAAACUUAUUGUAUUAAACUUAUUCAUUUAAUAAUAAAUAAUAUCAUAAUAGACCCUUUGCACUGAUGUCACAAAUCCUUAGAGUGUCCUCCAGAUGCUACCUAACAAUAUCUGUUCGGGUACAACAACUACAUACAAAAUCGUUUGCAAUUUGCGAACUUGCUUGCGAAUUUGGUUCGGAAUUUCAUAACGAAUUUCGAUAAUUUGAUGCGAAACUUCCAAAUUUGAUUGGCCGGUUUCCAAUCAACUUGAUGAUCUUGUGUUUAUAGUUCCCAAAUUCCCAACCAACCUGUCAAUUGGCGUGGCCAAAGUUUCGUGAAAUCAACUGUAAUAGAAUAAGUUAUAUUUGAUAUUGGUGCCAUUUCAUAUUAUCCUUCAGGCAUUCAGGAAUAUGACUACAUUCCUAACGUUGUGAAAUGAACAAUUUGGAAAUGGCAAUAUCUGAUUUGUCUGUAGGAAAUUGUUUUAUUAAAAUGAGCUAGGGUUUGUAGCGGUCUUUGAAAUCCUUGAAAGUCUUUAAAUUUGAAUGCAGGUCUUUAAGGUCUUUGAAAAGUCUCUGAAAAGUCUCUGAAUUGUGUGAAAAAGCGAAGAAAGUCUUUAAAUUCUUCAGUGAGUAUUUGAUUAUACGAUUUCCUAGCUAAUAAAAUGAUUGAAGCAAAAUUUUUGCAAAUAUCGACGAAAAGGUGCAUUUUAGGAUUUGAUUUGACUGGACUAAUUACUAUGUAAAAAUGGUGCUUACACUCACAAUUUUUCGACAGCUGAUUGCUCUCAAAGUCUUUGAAAAUAGGCAGAAAAAAUCUUUGAAAGUCUUUGAAAUGUUUUGGUCUAGGAGACUAUGAACCCUGAUAGUCCCACAAAGAACAUUAAAUGUAGUGUUUGGCAUAAAGUGUUAUUUAUUAUUUAUACCCAACAAAGGCAUGACAUCAAAAUGGACCAAAUUCAAAAGUUUCCAAUUGGGGGACAUUUUCCCAUACAAAUUUUGAACAUUAUUUCAGGCUCUGAAUACUUGUCAUGUUUUUGAGCUGGAAAGCUGCCCCUUUUGAUGAAGUUUGUCCUUGACUUUGUUCACUAUAUUAGAAGCAAUUGUUUGUUUCUUUUCAAUUUGGUCAGUUCUUGGUCUGACUGGAUUUCAUAGUUAUCUUGUUGCCUCAAACCAGACCACAAACGAAGAUGUAAGCAACUUUAAAAACCUACUGUGUAGUUUGGGUCAGAAUUACCAUUGUACAAAACUAUCCACAUAUGACAUGUGACUCAAAAAAUGUAUGAUCAUAGCUUGUGCAAUUUAUUUUUGUACAUAAGAUCACAUAAUAUACAGUAUUCUAAAAUGUAUUUUUCAGAUCAAAGGAACAUUCUCAUCAAGAAGAGGUCAAAACAACUAUAAUCCUUACAGCAAGGGAUCAGUGUGGGCAAAUUGUGUUGAUGUUUUAUGUGCUCCACUCCGCCCAAGGUACAGGAUUCAAUUAAAUGUAAACAUAUUUAGGUGGGGUGCAUUAAUUGGAAUAUAGUAUAGUUAAUGGGGGUUAACUAGACACAUGUAUUAACAUUUAUGACUUUCUUUGGUUUCUCCUGAACUGGUUUCUUGUGAGUUUUUGAUGGAGUAUUUGUUGAAGUUUGUGCAGCGUGCUUGGGAGCAUGUGAUUGUGCCACCAUGUUGCUAUUAGUAGGCAAGAUAAUCUGGUUAACCCAUCGAGUGCCACCACUCUCCCCUUGACAAGUAAAAUCAUCAGGUGGUAGAUGCAAUGCAACCAGUGGCAGACAUCUUGGUGCGGCACGACCGCCACCUUCACGAAAAAUGACGAAUUUUCAGAAAUUUUGACCUAAAAGAGGGCUGAAAACAGCCUUUUCGAGUGCAAAUGGGGGGGCUUGUCGGAAAUUUAGGCUUUGUCCCCCUCCCCACCAGAAAAAGUGAAUUUCCGUCACUGAAUGUAACUUUCUGAUUGAUUUUAUACUUUCACUGUGCAUAUUUACUAUUAAAUGAAUUGUAAUAAAUUUCUGUAUGUAAAGUUUAUUAGAUCUUCGUGGUUUUAUUGUUCCUGACCCCAGUGACUCGGCAGAACGUGGACAAUAUGGUUCAGUCGCUACAAACCAACAGGUAAGGAAAUAAUUUAUUCAUUACAAAAGCUGGGUAGUUUGCAAGCACUCGGUAAUUAUGGCUGUAUUUAAACUACAGACGGCUGAUCCUUGUGGACGAAUUUGAGGAAAGAAAAUAUAGUUCAUUUGAUAAACGGCUCAAACAGACAGAAUACAGUAUAUGUGAACUAUCAUGAUUGUAGUUUAUUUUACUCAGACAAACAUGCUGUGUAGUUCACCUAGAUCUUUCUAUAAUCUACAAACUAGAUAAGACAUUGAACUAUUAGGAAAAUAUCUAGCUAGUUGGAUGGUUUCUAUAUGCUUAGAAGGACAAUCCUUUAAAAGGUAUUCUCUCCUGCCACCAUUCUCUCCUGCCUGCUAAUAGUAAUACUGCCAGGUUUGCAGGUUAUUAAAAAAUGUACGGGUUACCACAAUCUAGUAUAAAUGCAGUAAAUAUCCUUCUUUUCCACUAGCCUGCUAUGCCUGCUCCAAUAUCACAGACCAUGUAUCCAGCUCCAACUAACACAAGUGUUGAAAAUAAUGACACAGCUGAACAGAAGAAACCGCUGAUCCCUGAUACAUCGAAUCAUGGAGAUACUUUGAAACAAGACAGUGAUCGCGGGCUCGUGAAAUUAAGCACAGUGUAA
Messenger RNA from Paramuricea clavata, 8239 nucleotides. NCBI's taxonomy places the organism in Eukaryota, Metazoa, Cnidaria, Anthozoa, Malacalcyonacea, Plexauridae. The record is from the annotation of a GenBank genome assembly.